AUGGCGGUUCGACGGUCCGCCCGCCUGCGCAGCCGCCAGGCCACCGAGCCUGAGGCCCCUGCCGACCCCGUCGUCACUGACAACAACGCCCCCUGCGACACGAACAAUCACAACAACUCCGAGAACACGUCCGAAAUCGAUACAACCAUGGCUCGUCUCGGCAAACAGCCGGAGAGAUUGCCUCCCGUCGUGGAGCACGAGGAGCCAGCUGAUGCUGCUAAGGAUGUCCCCGUGCAGCGGUCGCGGAAGAAGACCAAGACCGAGACCGCGUCUAAGAGAAGGUCCAAGGUUGAAGCUAAAGAGCCUGUUGCUGAGGUGACUCCGGUGAUCGCUGAGUCUCAGUCCAACACGGAUACGACUGAACCUGCCGUUGCUGAGACAGAAAAGAAGCCUACUCCCAAGGCUGUGCCUGAACCUGCUGUUGCUGAGACCGAAAAGAACCCUACCCCCAAGGCUCUACCUGAAACUGCCUCCAAGCUAUCGACUCCUAAGAAAUCUAUCCCAACUCUCAAGGGCACACCUGUCCACAGAAACACGCCCGUCCACAGAAGCACUCCCGUCCACAAAAGCACACCCACCAGAACCCCCUCCAGCACCCUCGUGCGCCCGUCCCACCAAGAAAUGCACCCCAGCAAGGUCCGCCAGAGCACCACCAAGCAGGCAGACUCCGGUUUGAUCCUGGGCUUCAAGCCCAUCAAGAAGGACGCCGAAGGCAAGGUGAUUAAGGACACUCUCGCCGACAACACUCCUACCAAAGCCAAGGCCUCACCCGCUCCCUAUUACGGCACCCCCGCGUUCGAAUUUAAGUUUUCCUGCGAAUCGCAGCUCAGUGACGAGGCCAAGAAGCUCAUGGAGACCGUGCGCGAGGAUGCUGCUAAGAUCAAAGCCCAGAUGACCCUGGAGCCCGACCAGAAUCGCGCUGAGGCAGCGGACCGGAAGAUCGUACAGCCCAAGGGCAAGGCCAGUCGUUUCAGCGACGUGCACAUGGCCGAAUUCAAGAAGAUGGACUCCAUUGCUGGUCAUGCGUCGGCUUUCCGUGCCACCCCAGGACGCUUCCAGCCAGUGGUCAAGACGCUCAAGAGAACCAACUCCAAGGCGCGUUUGGACGAAUCGGACCGCAACUCGCCAUCGCCAUCCAAGAUUGCACGUCCUUCACCUGCCAUUGUUGCCCCUGCUAGCAACAAACGCGUCAAGCAUGACAAGGCCGAUGAUGCAUCGACGCGUCGUCCCACUGCAGCCAGUCCUCCUAAGCCUGUGCAACCCCGGCCCAGAUCUACAGUGCGCAGCUCGUUGAUGACCCCGACGCGGUCCUCUGCGGCGCGUGCUUCUUCCGUUACCGCAAGACCGCCCCGCACCUCGAUGAUCCCAUCGCUCGUCCGGUCUCCUGCUGCGAAGCCGGCCGAUGUGCCGCGCACGCCUCAGACAGAGUUCAACCCUCGGCUGAAGAGCAACUUGCCCACUUUGGGUAACCUGAAGUCGAUCCUCCGCCGCCACCAGCCUUUGUUCUCCAAGGAUCCUUCUAAGAUUGCCGCGGGCACCCAUGUGGCUGCUCCCGACUUUACCUCGAACCUGCUGUUCGGAUCGCGAGGCACCACGGAGGAGCCUGCACAGACGCCGUCCCCCAAGAAGCGCGUGGAGUUCACUCCUAGUGUCAAGGCCCGCCACGAGGAGGUUAUGUUCUCGCCGUCUCCAUCGAAGGUUCCGGUUGCCAGUCCCUCGCGGACCACUUCCGACGUUGUCUAUCCCACCCUGCCGGUGUUGACUCCGGAGCAGAACAGGGUCAGCGCCAAGUCUCCUGCCCAAGCGACAACCCCGACCAUCCGCCAUGUCCGCCCGUCAGAUGUCCAUGCCAAUCCCCUGCCUGAGGUUGCAGGCGUGCCGCACGGAAUCGGCCACAAGAAGAGGACCCGUGAGAGUGGUGAAGACACCAAGACUAAUGAUCUCCCUGAGGUCGCGGGUGUGCCGCACGGCAUCGGCCAGAAGAAGAGAAACCGUGCUGCCCUCGAGGAUGAGACAGACACGGAGAAUGUGCCGCCUGUCGACUUGACCGCGGACGCGCGCAGUGCUAAGCGAAUGAAGAUGACCUCGCCCUCUCCGCUCAAGGCGCCCACUCUGAGUGCUCGCAAAGUUGCAGCCCCUAGCCCAACCAAAGCUGCGACUCCCAGUCCCACCAAGCCUCGCUCGCAUACUCCUCUACGGUCGGCCACGACCAGCCGCAUGAGCACUCCGGGCAUCAGCACUCCGGCCAGUGUGCGUGCACGCAACCGGGGUGUGCUGAGCGUCAGCCGCUUGAACAUGCUGGCGCAGCCGAAGAACCGUGGCUGA
Aspergillus niger is the source of this 2325-nucleotide messenger RNA. RefSeq lists its product as uncharacterized. The coding region runs from base 1 to 2325 and encodes 774 amino acids. The transcript has 2 exons. Lineage: Eukaryota; Fungi; Ascomycota; Eurotiomycetes; Eurotiales; Aspergillaceae. The record is from RefSeq and is a predicted model, not a curated record.